This is a messenger RNA of Neurospora crassa OR74A, 2354 nucleotides long. Its product is annotated as ThiF domain-containing protein. Lineage: Eukaryota; Fungi; Ascomycota; Sordariomycetes; Sordariales; Sordariaceae. Gene Ontology annotation, molecular function: ubiquitin-like modifier activating enzyme activity; tRNA threonylcarbamoyladenosine dehydratase activity. The coding region runs from base 75 to 1607 and encodes 510 amino acids. The transcript is spliced from 3 exons. Gene Ontology annotation, biological process: cyclic threonylcarbamoyladenosine biosynthetic process. Gene Ontology annotation, cellular component: mitochondrial outer membrane. The record is from RefSeq and is a predicted model, not a curated record.
CACGAGAGCUGUUGAUCGGUGCCACGAUAUACCGAUAAUCCGAGUCUCGAUCGAUGAGACACCCAUAACACAACAUGUCGUCCUUUCUGUCCAAUUCAUCAAAUCAAUCGAAGCUCCAGCUUGCGACAGUUGCCCUCGCCUCUGCGGCUGUUACUGCUGGCGCGAUUUACGGAUACCAGCAAUCUCGUCACGGCGAGCGCCUCAAUCGCCUCAAGAAGUCGAUCCCCAACCCAGCUGGCGAUGCUGAGCCCGAAUUGCAGAGGGUAACCCGCCAAGGUCCCGUCCCCAAGCUCGACAAAGAAGAUGAACACAACCAAGCCCUCGCCCACCGAGCCCAAAAUGGCGACUUCGACGACGAACUGAUCCUCGAGCAACUAGCCCGUAACCGUGUCUUCCUCGGCGACGAAGGGCUCGCCAAGUUGCGCAACUCCUUCGUCGUCAUCGUUGGUUGCGGCGGAGUUGGCUCGCACGCCGCCACCACGCUCGCCCGCUCCGGCGUUUCCAAGCUGCGCCUCAUCGACUUCGACCAGGUUACGCUCAGCUCGCUCAACCGGCACGCUGUCGCCACGCUCGCCGACGUCGGUAUACCCAAGGUGCAAUGCCUGCAGCGCCGGCUGAUUGCCAUCACACCGUGGGUGCGGUUCGACCUGCGCCUGCAAAAGUUCGACGGGUCGGUCGCUCCCGAAUUGCUCGGUGCGUGGGAAAAGGACGGGCAGAUGCCUGACUUCGUCAUCGACGCCAUCGACAACAUCGACUCGAAGGUCGAGCUGCUCAAGUACUGCUACGACAACAAUCUCCCCGUUAUUUCGUCCAUGGGCGCCGGCACCAAGAGCGACCCAACGAGGAUCAUGGUUGGUGACAUUGGCACCAGCACGGACGACGGACUCUCGCGCGCUACCAGGCGCCGCCUGAAGCUCCUCGGUGUCACCAGCGGCAUUCCCGUGGUGUACUCGACUGAGAAGAUGGGCGAGGGCAAGGCGGCGCUUCUGCCAUUGCCCGAGGAGGAGUUCAAGAAGGGCGAUGUCGGCGACUUGGCGGCGCUGCCCGAUUUCCGCGUGCGUAUCCUACCUGUGUUGGGAACCAUGCCGGCGGUUUUCGGAUAUACAGUUGCGAACCAUGUCAUUCUCAAGAUCUCUGGUUAUCCCCUCGACUACAUUCCCCAAAAGGGCCGUGACAAGAUGUACGACGGCAUCCAAGCCUUCGUUCAGGCCAGUGAAGAAAAGAUCAUCCGCGCCGUGACCGGCGGUCCCCGUGAGCUCUGCAUUGGGUUGAAGGUGCCCAUCCAGCCCUGCGAGGUCUCGUUUCUUGUCGAAGAUAUCUACAAGGCCAAGAGCGCCGUCACCGGCCUCCCCACGAAACUAGUCCUGAUCAGGUGGCAGAAGCCUACCCGGGACAUCCUCAUCAGGAUAGGUGAGGGUGCGGACGAACAAAAGUCGUCGGAUCUGAAACUGUCGGAGCUCGUCUGCAUGACCAAGGAUGAGGCGACGAGACACCAGAGGGAGGUGUUGCUGGGCGAGAAGACGCUCGAGGAGCUCUACGACGCUGAAAUCAUCGAGAAAGUGGCAAAGAGACAAGAGGAGAUUAAGCUGUAUGAGAAGUACAGAUGAUUCUCUUGGUCUUGUAAAACUUAAAUGGCCUGUUAAGGUCAAAUGGUCGAUUUUUUUUAUCGUUUUGAUUGCCGGCGUCCAAAAGUCUCAUCGCAGAGGUCCAAAAAGAUGUUUUGACAAUAAAAUGCGGCCUGGAGUCAAAGACAUCCCGAAAGAGGUCUUUUGAACAAAACAGUUUGCAUGCUGCCUCACUUGAUUGGCAGUUAGAUCACGAUCUUUUUGGAGCGUACCUUUUGUCUCUCAAAUGAGGUAUCUGCCCAUUAGAACAAAGAAAAGCUACUUGAACAAGAAUUUGUUUAAAGAACGGAGAUGAAUGGGAGAAGAACUAGUCGCUCCUAUGGUAGCCGCUUGCAGUGUGCCGAUGUCGAGAUCCCUACUAUGGAUAUGGUGCUUGUGCUGUCGAUGCCAGCCGACUUGAUAAAAGGCAACAAUGUACCACCUCCUGACGACGAAGGCACCACUAAGGAGGAAAUGGUGUACUUGAACUUAGUACUUGGAAAAAAACAAACAGUUCUUGAAGAAGCAGAGCUUCCAUGAUAUUCUUCCUUGAAGAUAACCAUCAAGCAAGUGCUGCAAAUUUCUUUCUGGGCCACUGCACUGAGGGGACGAAAAACUCCCAAGAGAAGAUUAGAGGAAUACUUGAACCACACUGUGAACCAUUGAAGCAAGAUUCAUAACAGAAGUGCACUUGCGCUUCUUGAAAGCAAAAAAGCAAAUACCUCGAAAACAAACAAGAAAGAAAAGGAA